Molecule: messenger RNA, 961 nt
Organism: Helianthus annuus (common sunflower)
Lineage: Eukaryota; Viridiplantae; Streptophyta; Magnoliopsida; Asterales; Asteraceae
Product: auxin-induced protein 22D
Exons: 3
Coding region: 95-655 (186 amino acids)
Biological process (GO): regulation of DNA-templated transcription
Cellular component (GO): nucleus
Molecular function (GO): protein binding
Source: RefSeq, a predicted model, not a curated record
AUACACAACAACUAAUAUUCAUAUAAAUACUCUUAAACCUAUCUAACAUACCCAACAUUUCAAUAUCAAAAACUCUUAAACUUGGUUGAGCAAAAUGAACAUGGAGGAUGGUUUGAAUCUUACACUCGGAUUGCCCGGAAGAGACGAAUCCGAUAAAGAAUCAUGUUUCAAGAACAACAACAACAACAAAAGGUCUCAACUUGAAAUGAAUGAUGAGUCAAAUGGUAGUAGUGAUCAUGCCAAAGAGGUUGACAUGGAAAAUGCACCUGCUACAAAAUCACAAGUUGUGGGAUGGCCUCCUGUGAGGAACUAUAGGAGGAACAAUAUUCAAGCGAAAAAGGCGAGUGAAACCGAGAGUGGGAUGUAUGUGAAAGUGAGCAUGGAUGGUGCACCUUAUCUUAGGAAGAUUGACUUGAAGGUUUAUAAAGGCUAUCCAGAGCUUCUAAAAGCUUUGGAGAACAUGUUUAAACUCACAAUUGGUGUUUAUUCUGAGAGAGAUGGCUAUAAAGGAUCCGAGUUUGCUCCUACUUAUCAAGACAAAGAUGGUGAUUGGAUGCUUGUUGGUGAUGUCCCAUGGGAAAUGUUUAUGUUAUCUUGCAAAAGGAUGAGAAUCAUGAAAGGAUCGGAAGCAAAAGGGUUGGGAUAUAAUGUAUGAAGGUCACUAAAGAUGCAUGAUGAUAUAAGAUGGAGUGGAAGACAAGAUAGAUGAAUCUUUCAGCUUGAGUUCUCCCGGAACAAGUUUUCAUAUUUUGAAUAUGUCAUCUGUAUCAAUGAACUUUGACAGGAUAUUUAGUUCAAGAAAAAAAAAUCAUAGGGUUUACUGAAAACUAAGUGAAUCCAUAGUUUGAUCAUAUAUAGUUUUGUUUGUGUAAAUUUAUGGCAGGAAUAUCAGUGAUGUUUUUGAUGUUCUUUAUUUUGUUUGUAAUACAUUUUUUUUUAUUAUGAUUAAAAGUUUCAUUUA